Molecule: messenger RNA, 549 nt
Organism: Paramecium tetraurelia
Lineage: Eukaryota; Ciliophora; Oligohymenophorea; Peniculida; Parameciidae
Exons: 1
Source: RefSeq, a predicted model, not a curated record
AUGUACGGAAAUAAAAACAAAAACGCAGCACUGAUAUCAAUUUACUGUCAGAGAUACAAAAUGAGAUUAAACUCAACCCCUCAUGUCAUUGCUAAUUAACUGUCCAUAAACAAUUUAAGUGGGUAGAGAGUGUAAACUGACUCAGCAUAAAUUCGAAGAAUCAAAACAAUGAGAAGUCAGAGAUCUAAGUUAUAUUACAAGUCUGAGAGCAGAGAACCAAUUAAAUUUUCUAAUUCAUCCAAAUUUUCAUCAAUUGAUUCAAGAAAACAUUCAAAUUAUGAUUCUCAUGUCAAUACAUCAACUUCUGACAAUGAAGACAAGGCUUUGACGAUAUCAAAAAUGAUCUUUUCCGUAAAGUCCCCUCUUUAAAGUUUAAGGUUUUAAGGAUUUACUCUUGACAAAAAGCCUUCAAAUAUUGAAAUGAACAGAAGGAAAACAUUAAGAAAUUCUUUAUUUGCAAACUCUUAUAAGAAUUAACAUUUUUUAAUGACCGGAAAUGAAUGUGGUUGGUCUAGAAAAUCUUCAGAAAGUCUUAUCUAUCUAUGUUGA